AUGAAAACUGUAACUUCACCAGAGUCUCACCUACCGAGGAGCAUGAGGAGGGUUCCUAAACCUCUGAUGGAGAAACGCAGACGGGAGCGGAUCAACCAAAGUCUGGACACAUUGCGACUUCUGAUGCUGGACAGCACCGACAAUGAGAAACUGAGAAAUCCGAAGGUGGAGAAGGCAGAGAUCCUGGAGAGUGUAGUCAAUUACCUGAAGAGGGAGAAGGGGGACGCGAAGGAUCCCCGGUCCACGUCGCGGGGGCAGAGACAGAAAGCCGCCCGCCAGCACAGCUUCCAUGACGGCAUGAGGUCCUGUCUGCUGAGGGUCAGCCACUUCGUAGCCAGCAAGAGCAAGGAGCUGGAGGGCACAGAGGAGGACGCGGUCCACGCUUCUCUUUCGAGUCCCGAGCCCCAGACACACCCUUCUCCUGGCCACAUCCACAUGGCACAGGCCGCUCUGUCUCCUCAGCAGCUGGCCCAAUGCCAGGGCGGGAUGUCUCCCCCGUACCUCGACCAAAGGACUGGCCUCCACUGUGACACCAGGGAGCUGCUCUCCUCCACGGAAGCCUGCACGCACAUCACCGACCCUGUGUGGAGGCCCUGGCCUCAGUGACAGCACACAUUUUUAGAUUUGGAUACUUUUAGAAAUGUACUGUAGGACGCCCA
Messenger RNA from Anarrhichthys ocellatus (wolf-eel), 659 nucleotides. RefSeq names its product hairy-related 5 (gene her5). Gene Ontology annotation, molecular function: protein dimerization activity. The coding region runs from base 1 to 606 and encodes 201 amino acids. The transcript is spliced from 3 exons. NCBI's taxonomy places the organism in Eukaryota, Metazoa, Chordata, Actinopteri, Perciformes, Anarhichadidae. The record is from RefSeq and is a predicted model, not a curated record.